UUAGCUGCCCUCUCUUCCCUCUACCCCUCCCGCCGCCAUCUUGUAUUCAGGUCGGCCCGAAGCGCGUUCUGCGCUCUUUCUCCCUCUCCAUCUUUGUGCUGGCUGUACGCCGUGAGGCCUCGAGGAGGGGGAGGCGACAGAAACAGCAAAGCUCGCUCCCUCCACGAUGACAGAGAUCAGCGAUCUGGACCGACAGAUUGAACAGCUUCGGCAGUGUGAGCUCAUCAAGGAGAACGAAGUGAAAGCCCUCUGUGCCAAAGCCAGGGAGAUCCUAGUGGAGGAGAGUAAUGUGCAACAGGUCGAUUCUCCAGUGACGGUUUGUGGUGAUAUCCACGGUCAGUUCUACGACCUGAAGGAAUUAUUCAGGGUGGGCGGUGAUGUCCCGGAGACCAACUACCUGUUCAUGGGAGACUUUGUGGACCGAGGCUUCUACAGUGUCGAGACCUUCCUUCUGCUGCUUGCUCUGAAGGUGCGAUAUCCAGACAGAAUCACCCUGAUCCGGGGAAAUCACGAAAGCCGACAGAUCACCCAGGUCUACGGCUUCUACGACGAGUGCCUGCGCAAGUAUGGCUCAGUGACGGUGUGGCGGUACUGCACUGAAAUCUUCGACUACCUCAGUCUGUCGGCUAUCAUCGACGGGAAGAUCUUCUGCGUGCACGGCGGCCUCUCACCCUCGAUACAAACACUGGAUCAAAUUCGGACAAUAGAUCGCAAACAAGAGGUUCCUCACGAUGGGCCCAUGUGUGAUCUCCUGUGGUCAGACCCUGAAGACACAACGGGGUGGGGAGUGAGUCCGCGGGGAGCUGGUUAUCUGUUUGGCAGUGACGUGGUCACGCAGUUCAACGCUGCCAAUGAUAUUGACAUGAUCUGCCGCGCUCACCAGCUGGUGAUGGAGGGUUACAAGUGGCACUUUAAUGAAACUGUGCUAACUGUCUGGUCAGCACCAAAUUACUGCUACAGGUGUGGUAACGUGGCAGCCAUUCUGGAACUGGACGAGCAUCUGCAGAAGGAGUUCAUCAUUUUCGAGGCAGCUCCUCAGGAAACCCGGGGCAUCCCCUCCAAAAAACCCGUGGCCGACUACUUCCUGUGAUGUGAACUGUGAUUCCCCACCACCCCCCCACCCUCCACCCUUCAGGGCCCCAGACACGACUCCGAUGUCUCCUCCAAGUGCCCCCUCGUCCUGACUCAGCCCAGGAGCAGGCUCCCAGAGAUUGAGGGGACAGUGGGAAAGUGUGUCUCAGACAGUGGGAGGCUGCAUCAUCCGGGAGCUUUCACUCUGGUGUCAGGCAGGUUUCAGUACACCCACACCCACACACUGUCUGUCUCUCUGUCUCUGUCCCCACACACUGUCUGUCUCUCUGUCCCCACACACUGUCUGUCUCUCUGUCUCUAUCUCCAGACACUGUCUGUCUCUGUCCCCACACUCUCUGUCUCUGUCCCCACACACUGUCUGUCUGUCUGCCUCUGUCUUUCUGUUCCCACACACUGCCUCUCCCUCUGUCUCUUGCCCCACACACUGUCUGUCUCUGUCCCCACACACUCUCUGCCUCUGUCCCCACACUGUCUGUCUGUCUCUGUCCCCACACUGUCUGUCUCUGUCUCCACACACUGCCUGUCUCUCUGUCUCUGUCCCCACACACUGUCUGUCCUCUGUCUCUGUCCCCACUGUCUGUCUCUGUCUCUCUGUCUCUGUCUCUCUGUCUCUGUCCCUCACUCUCUCUGUGUGUCUCUCUCUUCCUCUCUGUCCGACCUCUCUCUCUCUCUCUCUCUCUCUCUCUCUCUCUCUCUCUUUCUCUCUCUCUCCCUGUGUCUGUCUGUGUCUCUCUCUCUCUCUCAUGUACACACCCACCCUCAUAUGCACAGAUACGUGCAGUCAUGCACACACUGAAUGGAAGAGAUCUAUGUGUCUCUUCCUCUCAUGCAUGACGCACACAGACACAGAUGCAUUAACACACCCACAGACACAGUCUGCCUCUGUGGUCAGUUUCUCUCUCUCUCUCUCUCUCUCUCUCUCUCUCUCUCUCUGUCACACACACUCUGACACAUGCCUUCCAGUCUGCCUGGCUGCCAGCGUGUUUUCCCCAUCACCCCGUUUUCGACCCUCUGUGGGCUGCCCAUCUCUCCCGUUAUACCUCGUCAGGACUGUCAGCCUGGCCCCCACCACCCCGGCAGCACAGUCUCCCCUGGGUACGGGUCUCGGGCAGGCCGCGGACCCUCCCAGGGACACAGUUGGCGAGCUUGGUGGAUUGGGAAUGCCGGGGGAGUAUGGACACGCGUGCACACUGUGACAGUGUAACCUCACUGUCGUCCGCUCUCCCAGCCUUUUUUUUAUUGAAAACUUCUGACAGCUCUGUGACUGUAACAGACAAAGCCCGUCUGCCUUCAGAUUUACUCUGCAACCUUUUUAAAGAAAGAUUCCAUCUUCGAAUAAAGCCUUCAAAAAAAUGCCAAUAAAAAGCGUAAACUCUCA
Messenger RNA from Stegostoma tigrinum, 2470 nucleotides. Its product is annotated as serine/threonine-protein phosphatase 4 catalytic subunit. NCBI's taxonomy places the organism in Eukaryota, Metazoa, Chordata, Chondrichthyes, Orectolobiformes, Stegostomatidae. The coding region runs from base 167 to 1090 and encodes 307 amino acids. Gene Ontology annotation, biological process: double-strand break repair via homologous recombination; peptidyl-serine dephosphorylation. The record is from RefSeq and is a predicted model, not a curated record. The transcript is spliced from 9 exons. Gene Ontology annotation, molecular function: protein serine/threonine phosphatase activity. Gene Ontology annotation, cellular component: nucleus; cytoplasm.